Messenger RNA from Cryptomeria japonica (Japanese cedar), 417 nucleotides. RefSeq names its product proline-rich receptor-like protein kinase PERK3. Bases 1 to 417 code for a protein of 138 amino acids. Gene Ontology annotation, molecular function: ATP binding; protein kinase activity. The record is from RefSeq and is a predicted model, not a curated record. NCBI's taxonomy places the organism in Eukaryota, Viridiplantae, Streptophyta, Pinopsida, Cupressales, Cupressaceae. The transcript has a single exon. Gene Ontology annotation, biological process: protein phosphorylation.
AUGGCGACGGUGUAUAGCGGGAGGCUAAAUAUAUCCGGCACGGAACAAGCUGUAGCUGUGAAGAGAUUCAAAGACGAAAUCGCCGGCAGUGUCGCAGUGACUGAGAUCCUGAUUGCUGAAAUUCGAGCACUGGCCCUGACUAAACACCGCAACUUAGUUUGUUUGUUGGGGUACUGCUGGGCUCCAAGGGCCAUGGCUUUGGUUAUGGAGAUGAUGCCGAAUCGAACCUUGGCAGAACAUAUUCAAGAAAAGACACUGAGCUGGAGCGUGUGUUUGAGAAUUGCACGUGGCGUGGCUGAGGGAUUGAAGUACCUUCAUCAUGAAUGUCCGCAGCCAAUUUUACACUGCGACUUAAAACCGUCUAACAUCUUGCUGGGCAUGGACUUCGAGCCCGGGAUCGCCGAUUUCGGGAUUUAA